Messenger RNA from Trichoplusia ni (cabbage looper), 4615 nucleotides. It is a transcript of the gene Neto, whose product is annotated as neuropilin and tolloid-like protein 2. Lineage: Eukaryota; Metazoa; Arthropoda; Insecta; Lepidoptera; Noctuidae. Gene Ontology annotation, molecular function: protein binding. The transcript is spliced from 15 exons. Bases 945 to 3065 code for a protein of 706 amino acids. The record is from RefSeq and is a predicted model, not a curated record.
CGUCUUUGGUGACAUUGUUAAUAAGUUCAAAGUGAUGCAUCGAGGCGACACAAGUAACAUUCGCGCUCUAACCAUUAUAUAUUCAGAUAAUCUUAAUUCACAAAACUCUACAGACAGCAUCCACUAACAUUCAGAAGACGCUAGAGCGAGACAGUGAUACUCGCAUCUCUGUCUACCCCUGAAACGCAUACCUUUUCAUUAUGACUUCAGUCGCGUCGCGAACUCACUCGAGAGCGGACCUGCCGCGAUCCCGCUUCAAAAAUAAUAAAAAAUUAAUACUAAAACACGUGCAAUCGAAUUCUAAAUUCAAAAGUGACGUUUUAACUUUUUAUUUCAACAGCCGGUACGUGCUAACGUGUUGUUCUACUCAGCUUCAUAAGUUUGUAAAAAAGUUUUAUGUGUUAAAAAAUUAUAGUGACUUUGUCGUUGAUGCCAGGUUAUUAAGAUCAAAAUAACCUAGGAAUAUUUUCGUCGAGGACACAGUUUGCUAUGCACGGAGACAGUUCAACUGUACGUGAUAUAUGGAACUUGUUUUUUUAAUGUAUGUGUUUAGUGGUUUUGCAAGGAUUGGAUGAAGUGUUUUUGAAGACCUAAUUCAAUUAUCAGGUCUGAAGCAGGCGAAGCUAAUUAAAACUGUGUUAAGUGUUAACUAAAUAAUUUAUAACUGUGUUCAAAAUAUUAGCAAAUCUUAGUGUUAAAGUGAAGUGAAAAGUAACCGUUAGAUAUACUAAGUGAUAUUUUGUAACAGAUAAAUGUGUAAUAGGUAUGACUAACAGUUCCGAUUUGUGACAGUGAUACGUUUUAUUUGUGUUGUACUAGGCUGUAUUAGUUGAGUCUGUUAUAUUAGUGGUACGUCGUGAUGGUUGGCUAGUGGAUGGAGAUUUUGAUGGUUCUGCCACAGUCACCACGAAUGCGGGCGCGAGGCCCCUCCGACCGGCAGGUCAAUGACAUCGCCGGCACUGUUCGUGCUUUUCUUGGCCCUUGUAUGUUCAAUCUUCGGCCUCGCUUCAGAACAAACAGCUGAUCAUGACAGCAAGCGGACAAAAAUGAGCAAGAUGGCCGUUCCUGACUACGGUCCCAACGUGGACAGCCAUUGGAUUAAUAAAAUUAAUAGAAAAUAUAUAAAUUACAACGAAAAUUUCGACGAAGUGAAACCAAAGAAGAAAUUUGAUGAGAUAUAUGAAGAGAAUGAGAUACAGAAAAAGAAUUUAGAUAUACAUAGGAGUAAUGUGCAGAAGAUGAAAAGGGAAAUGAGGAAUUUUGACGAGAGUGACCUUGAGGUGAAGAGCAGGGUCAAGCGAGAGGAGAAUGACCCGAGAUGUGAGAGCUUUGAGUUCGAUGCUAAUGAUAAGUUUAUAACACAUCCCCAUCCCAGGAACGGGGGAAAUAAUUACUAUUAUAAUAAUUCUAAUUGCGUCACCAAAAUAACAGCUUCGUCAAACAACAUGGUGAUAGAGUUGACGUUUGUGGACGUGUUUCGUAUAGAGUACCAUCCGGAGUGCGCAUACGACUAUUUAGAGAUCCGAGACGGUUACUACGGCUACGCGGACCUCCUGGGCAGGUUCUGCGGGCAGGCCUUCCCGCGGACCCUGAAGACCAAGGGUCCUCACGUGUGGCUGAAGUUCCACUCGGACGACACGAUAGAGUACGAUGGGUUCCGCAUCAACAUCGAGUUUAAGGAGGGACCGAGCCACCUAAUACCGGAGUCGUGUUACAAAACUUUUGAUGGGCAAAAGUUCGGAGUAAUUGACACCACUAAAAUUGAUCCCACUUGUACGAGUUACCCCAACCAGGCUCUGGAUGUGCUGUGGACCAUUAAAGCCCCGGAGAAUACUAAAAUUUACCUCAAUUUCACAACUUAUCAGCUUUCAAAACCAAAUGAGUGUAACGAGAACAUAAUCCAAGUGUUCGAGUCUGUUCAUCAGGAAAUGGACUCCAAACUGGCUGAAUAUUGCGGAUCCGUUGCAAAUUCUGUGACGACAAAAGAUAAAAAUGGGAAUAUUAUGUACGUAAGGCUCUACGUGUCCAAGGAGGCUAAGAAUGGGACCUCUUUCAAUGCAACCUUCAACGCUUACAGGACUUUAGACCCGGCCAAAGAUGACAAGUGUCUCGAGGACGAGUUCGAUUGUGAAGACAACACGUGUAUCGAUUUGCAAUUGAGAUGCGAUCACGAUGCUCACUGCCGUCUGAAGGCUGACGAAGACAAAGCCACGUGUGAUAGGAAGACAGAGUCCACCAUCAACCAGCCGCACCUGAUGGUAAUCCUCAUCAUCUUCUCUCUCAUCCUGUCCGGCAUGAGCUUCGUCUUUAUCUUCAAGUGUAUGCGGAAACUCUACCAGGAUCAUAAAAUUAUCAAGGAACAUAUAAGACAAUCAUGUGAAGACCGGCUCGACAGUUUGGUCGGGAGCCGCCUGACCUUAGACCCCAAGAAAUUACAAAGAGACAGUGAACCAAGACAAAGUUUAGAAAGAGACAACCAUACAAACGAAAUGUUCAAGAAACAGAGAAGUUACUCGUCUAAAACUAAGCAACCAAGUAUAGAAUCAGAUUUCAUCCAAGAAACCCACUUAGACCUUGAUGAAGAACCAUGGAGAAGAGAAGUAGAGAGCAUGCCAAUAGAAGAAGAUGUAAGAAUUGAGCGCAACGGGAGAACAAGAAAAAGUGAUUUAAGUAGAAAAGAAGAGUCAAUGAGGAGUAGAACGAGAGUGAGUGAGGAGUGUAGAGAGAAGAGAGAGAUAAGAGAUGUGUCGGUUGGAGCCCCGGAUACGAAGGAGUCUGGCUGUCAGACUAGAGAGAGCCUGUUCCAGACAGAUCCUCCAGCGAGUUCGGACGGUUCUGGCACCAACAGUCGAGGGUUUUCGACCUUCGGCUACUCGGGAGCCACCAUCAUCAGACCCUCGCCACCAGCCGCCACCAACACUUCCGAGAUCACCAUUGAACUGCUGAAACAAAUGCCAACUCAUGAACAGAAACCACCAAAGAAGCUCCCCGACCGUCGUCCGAUCAGCACGGAGACGACGCGCUCCGCUCCCGACGUCAUCAUCGUGUCCAAACCGAUUCGCUGAGGAUGACCCCCGGGGCCCCCGCCGUGGGCCCCGACGCCCCCGGACACCUGGUACCCGCUGGAGGCCAGGGCCAGGCCCGAGGGCUGCUACCACCACCACACCUGCAUGGACUUCUCAAAGAGCAUGUCCUUCGACAGCUGUGAUGGCUACUAUAGCAAGUACUUUGACGAGAGACCAAAGCUCAUUUAUGACUAUUGCCUGAAAAGUGACUUUGAGUACAAAAAGGCUCGGACUCUGCCUAGAAAUUUAGGUUCUUCUAUGGACUAUAAGCCUAGAGUUUACCCCCAACGCAGUGUGUGUUUCUACGGCAUAGACGAUGAAGUAGAGCAGUGCAGAAGAGCGCGGAAGACGUUUGUGGUGAGAGCUGACGUAGAGCCCCAUAGAUAACAUUUGUGAGGACUUUUAUAGCAUUUUUAUAUAGUUCUAGGAUUUUGUUUGUGACUUAAUGUUAAGUAAUAGAGUAAUGGACGAAUACCCAAACGUCAAGUUUGAAGACACUAAGUCUCAUGCUGUCACCGUCGCAUUAAGAUGAAUGGAACGACAUACAAACAUUUAGUGGCGUUUUAGUAUUCGAGGGGAAGUUGUUCAUUUUGUGAUUGUUUUAGUUGUUUGUUGAUUUAGAAGUUUCUUGAUAUUUAAUGAGGGAAAAGAAGCCUCAACCAAUUUUGUCUCUUUUUCAGAUUCAUUGAAGAUGUUUUACGAAAAACUAUUUUUUAAUAAAUUCUAGUAAUCUCAUUUUGGUCUCUUUAUUAUUUAUCUUAAUAUGAAAUAUUUUUGGUAUUUAAACUUUGAACGUUAUUGAGUGACAAGUUUCUUGUAAAUCGUUGCUGAUUUCUCUUUUUUUUUGUUUGAACAGGAAAACACAAAUAGCUAGAUAAUUAAUAUUUAUAAAUGUUAGCUAUACAGAUGAAAUAAACGCACAUUGAUUUUAUUCUAGGUGACUUCUGCUUCACAAGAGGCCUGAACAUAUAUUAUAUAUGUACAUACAGAACCAAAUACUGCCAUUGGUUGUAAUAUUAUCGAAUAAAUACUGUGGAAGCAAAAAAACAGCCAAGUGCGAGUCGGGCUCGCGACACUAACGGUUCCGUACAAAUAGGCUAAAGACAAACAGACUUUUCCCCCAUCACGAAUAUAUAUAGGUAUAUACGUUAAUCAUUAUUGUUUUGCUAUAGCGGCAAUAGAAAUGCAACAAUGCAAAAUCAGCUAUCUAGGUAUCAAAGUUCAUGAGAUACAGCUUGCCGAACGAUGGACAGAUCAGCUGAGCCUGUGAUAGUGUACCGUUAUUACCCUUUGGUACGGACCCCAAAAAUUAACAAAUUUUAAUUAAUGUAUUUAAUAAUUAUAUGUAAACUGUUUCUGUUAUAUACGGUUCCUUAAUUAUUUUGUUGAAAAUAUAUGUUCUAUAUCACAUGUCUAUCACAAUUUAUAACCAUGUGAUUUUUUUAAAGAGUUUAGGUUUUAUCAUUUAAAAUGAAUAUAUUUAAGAAUUCAUUUGUGCCAAAUAACUUCCACAGUAUUUAUAAAUUAAGAAUUUCCUGCAAAUAUAUUAU